GUAAAAUAUAGUGAGGUAUUAUGUAGAGUAACAAAAUUAAUGUUUUUAUGUAAGAAUGAAAACCUAAUAAUCCACAAUUCAAUAUUUCAGACAAUCACACACCAAUUUCCCAUCUUCAAUCUUCAAUCCUCAAUCUUCAACCUCCGAUCUCUCCUCAUCCCAAUGCUGCUCUUCUUCUGAAUUCCGCUCCAUUGUUACUUUCUCCGCCAUUCUUCAUCUUUGAUUAUAUUAUUAUUAUUAAUUGAGAUGGUUAAGAAGUUGGAUUGUGAUGAAGAACACCCUAAGGAUUUUGAUGGAGCUAAGGAUAUUGACCUUUUUGAUAUGCUUAAUUUUCCAUUAGAAGAUGUUGAAGUGGAUAUUGGUAAAGAUGAUUGGAAUAAUAUUCCAUUGCCUGAUCUUCCAUUAGAUUAUUGUUUGAGUUUUCCAGUUGGAGUUGGAGUCUUCCCAAAUGAUACUUCUAAACCAAAUAAAAUUCUGCCUACUUCGUAUGAGAAAUCUUGUAGACUAAAGCAGCUCCCAACUGCUUCUUCUGCUGCUGAGACUGAGAGUACUAUUAAGUCUUCUAAUGCUGGAAGCAAACUCCUCAGCCAUGACUCUACCGAUGUCAAAAGCGUUCGGCUUUUUAACUCAUCCAGUCCAGUUUCAACCCUUGAGAGCACCAAUGCUUAUUUUACUGAAAACCAAAGGCAUGUUGACAAGAAAUUUAUAGCUCCAAAGAGGCGAGCUAGAAGCAAACGUCAACGCUUCUCAAAUCUCGAUAGACUUCGCUCUCUAUCAUUUUUUCCACCAACUUGCUCUUCAUUUGCAAGUGUUUAUCCCGAAUCAGAUUCAGGGACUGUUGAUGAUGGAAAAAUGUUUAAACCUUGUGUGAAAAAACCGGUCAGGAAAGGAGGAGGAGAGACGCGAAACAACAAGCUGAAGGAACCGAACACAACAACAACAACAACAACAAAGAGAUGCACACAUUGUCAAGUUACAAGUACCCCACAAUGGAGGGAAGGACCAUCUGGACCGAAAACCCUUUGCAACGCUUGUGGUGUUCGGUAUAGGUCUGGCCGCCUCUUCCCAGAGUACCGCCCUGCAGCGAGCCCUACUUUCAUCCCUUCGGUUCAUUCCAACUCGCAUAAGAAGGUUAUAGAGAUGAGAAACAAGGGUGGUGGUACUAGUGUUGAGCAUAAUUAUGGUUCUCAACCAAGCAAUUCAGUUAGACAUGUAUUUGAUUGAUUAUAUUAAAAGAACAGUCUUUUUAUUUGUAGGAUAUUUCUUGUUAGUCUCUGCUUUUGGUUUGUUUCAUAAUUAUUUUCUUAAUUUUUUUUUUUCUAGUUGUAGUUUAUUAAUUAAUUAAUGGGAAAGCUAGGUUUUAUUUGCCUUCUUACUUA
Cannabis sativa is the source of this 1379-nucleotide messenger RNA. RefSeq names its product GATA transcription factor 11. The coding region runs from base 247 to 1224 and encodes 325 amino acids. Gene Ontology annotation, molecular function: sequence-specific DNA binding; zinc ion binding. The transcript is spliced from 3 exons. The record is from RefSeq and is a predicted model, not a curated record. Lineage: Eukaryota; Viridiplantae; Streptophyta; Magnoliopsida; Rosales; Cannabaceae. Gene Ontology annotation, biological process: regulation of DNA-templated transcription.